AUGUCUGGUGACGUCGAAAAGAUGUACCGCAAGAUUUGGGUGCACGAUUACCACCGGGAUUUCCAACGUAUUUUGUGGCGAAGUUCACCCGAGGAGCCGGUGAAUCACUACAAGUUAAAAACUGUGACUUAUCGCACAGCAUGUGCACCAUUUCUUGCAGUGAGGGUAUUGGAAGAGCUUGCAAAAAAAUCUCAAGGCACUCAUCCUUUGGCAUCACAGCUAGUCGGCGAUUUAACUACCGAAGCGUUUAUUGGCGCCUUGGAUCGUUUCAUUUCAAGGCGUGGACAACCGGAAGAAAUUUGGUCUGAUAAUGCGACAAAUUUUGUUGGCGCUAAACGUAAACUUCAUGAAAUGUACCAGAUUCUGGAAGCUCAACAACGAAGUUCUGAAGUUGCAGAUUUUCUUUCUUUGAAUAGCAUUACUUGGCGUUUUAUACCACCCUCAUCCCCACAUUUUGGAGGGCUUUGGGAAAGCGGUGUGAAAUCGGUGAAAACACAUUUGAAACGAGUAAUUGGCGAAACAACUUUAACAUAUGAACGAUUUUACACGCUCUUGGCUCGUAUAGAAGCGCUGCUGAAUUCGCGACCACUGUGCCCUAGCAAUGAUGGAGAAAUUGAUGGCCUUACUCCUGCUCAUUUCUUGAUUGGGCAGCCAUUUACUGCGCGAGCAGAACCUACCGCCGACUCGGCUGCAAAUAUACAUCCGCUAAAGCAAUGGGAAAAGGUAAAACAAAUGGCGCAAGGUUUCUGGAACCGAUGGCACGCUGAGUAUCUCACGAGUCUUCAGCAACGGAAGAAGUGGCAAAACGAAAAGAACUUAAAACAGCACGACAUCGUUAACGUUCGCGAGCCUAAUAUACCUUAG
This is a messenger RNA of Rhagoletis pomonella (apple maggot), 864 nucleotides long. RefSeq lists its product as uncharacterized. Gene Ontology annotation, molecular function: nucleic acid binding. Gene Ontology annotation, biological process: DNA integration. The record is from RefSeq and is a predicted model, not a curated record. NCBI's taxonomy places the organism in Eukaryota, Metazoa, Arthropoda, Insecta, Diptera, Tephritidae. The transcript has 2 exons. The coding region runs from base 1 to 864 and encodes 287 amino acids.